Zygosaccharomyces rouxii is the source of this 735-nucleotide messenger RNA. RefSeq names its product mRNA splicing protein PRP18 (gene PRP18). The transcript has a single exon. The record is from RefSeq and is a predicted model, not a curated record. Lineage: Eukaryota; Fungi; Ascomycota; Saccharomycetes; Saccharomycetales; Saccharomycetaceae. The coding region runs from base 1 to 735 and encodes 244 amino acids. Gene Ontology annotation, biological process: RNA splicing; generation of catalytic spliceosome for second transesterification step. Gene Ontology annotation, cellular component: U4/U6 x U5 tri-snRNP complex; U5 snRNP; U2-type post-spliceosomal complex.
AUGGAUAUUGGGAAUCUAUUAAAGGCAGAAAUCGAUAAAAAGAAGAAUGCAUUAGAUCUCAAAAAUAGGCAAGUGGAAGAAGAACCUAGGGUAGCUUCAUCGUUACCAGCACACCCAGAACAGGGCGAAAAGAGUUCAGAUAUGCUUGAUUUGACUCAAAAUAAUGGACAUAAGGCUGAGAAUGCCUCCAACCCUGAUGAAUCUACUUUAGAAAGGCUGAGAACGCGUCCUGAAAGGAUUGAAAGGGCUAUUGAAGAAGAUUCUCAAGUAUCAAUAGAUAUCGACCCUGUAACCAUUGGUGACUCAGAGCGCCGACAAGAACUGUCGAUGCAGUGUAAUAUAUAUAUUCAUGACUUGUUGAAAGAUUGGUCUAAUAGGGAAUACCAGCCCCAUUUACUACCUGAAACCGCCAAAUGUUUCUUCCCACUACUGGUGCGGCUUAGAAAAUCUAAUUUAGACCUUGAUUUACUCACUUCACUAGCGACAGUGUUAUAUCACUUACAAAGAGACGAAUUUCAGCAGGCAACUGAAUCCUACAUGAAAUUGAGUAUAGGAAACGUUGCAUGGCCCAUUGGUGUAACUAGUGUGGGGAUUCAUGCUAGAAGUGCACAGAGUAGAAUUCAAGGUGAUCAUAAUGUUGCGAAUAUAAUGGUUGACGAUAGAACAAGAUUGUGGAUUACAAGCGUUAAAAGGUUAAUCACAUUUAGGGAAAGUUGUAGUGUUGGCAGCAAUUGA